AUGUUCACAGAAGUAAAAGUGAAAAUGUUGACGAAUGAAAAUGACCAAGUGAGAGAUAUAGAAAUGAAUAAUAGUGAAUUGAAUGGUAAAUUAGAUGAUCCUGGUUAUUGGCCUUCUAUUAUUUCUAAUGAUAUUAUAGCAACUAUUGUAACUUUAGGACCAAUUCAAAUUAAUAAUUACGAUUUUCCCCAAAAUGAUGAAAAACCAGCAAGAAGGUUCACUGAAAAAUACUAUUAUCGACUAAUGCCAAAUGGAGAAAAUCUUUUUAACCAUUAUGUUAAAAAUUGUAAUUUUAUUUCUAAUGGCAUUCAAGAUUGGAAAAAUUUGUCAACAAGUCUAAAGCAUCAUGAAAAUUCUAUGAUUCAUUAUGAAGCCCUUAAAAAAUGGAAUGACCUAAAAUAUCGUUUAAAAACUAAUCAAGUUAUAGAUAAAGCGUAUUUAGCUUUAAUUGAAAAAGAAAAGUUACAUUGGAGAAGUGUUCUUAAAAGAAUUUUAGCAGCUAUACAUUUUUUGGCGCAACAUAAUGAUUCUUUUCGAGGAUCAUCUGAUAAAUUGUAUACAGAAAAAAAUGGGAAAUUUUUAGGAUUAAUUGAAAUGAUGGAGAAAUUCGAUCCAAUCAUUUCUGAACAUGUUCGUAGAAUAAAAUGUAAAGAGACUUUUGACCACUAUCUUGGACCUGAAAUACAAAAUGAAUUGAAUGCAAAAUAUUAUUCCGUGUUGAUAGAUUGUACGCCAGAUAUAAGUCACAAAGAACAAGUAUCCAUUAUGUUGAGAAUUGUAAAUUUACAUACAGAAAAUCAGUCUAUUGAACCAUGCGUAGAAGAAUAUUUUUUAGAGUUUAUACACUGUACAUCAACCACUGGGCUAAAUUUGUCAAAUAUUCUUAUUUCAAAACUAGCUGAGUACAAAAUUGAGUUAAGAGAUUGCCGAGGUCAAGGAUAUGACAAUGGGGCAAAUAUGAAAGGUGAAUAUCAAGGCGUUCAAUCACGUAUAAAACAAAAGAAUCCAAGAGCAUUUUUUACACCUUGUGCAACUCAUAAUUUGAAUUUAUUACUUGGUGAUAUAGCUAAGAGUUCUGUAAAAGCUAUCAAAGUAAUUGAAGCAUUAGAAGAAGUUUCGGAAACAACAAAUGACCCAAAAACUAAAUAUGAAGCACAUACCCUUGUUGUAAACGAACUCGAAAGUUAUGAAUUUAUAUUGAGUUUAGUGAUUUGGUACGAAAUACUUGUGGAAGUAAACAUAGUUAGUAAGCAUUUACAAAGUGAGAAUAUAGAUUUGGAAAUAGGCACGAAAUUAUUAGAUGGAUUAAUGACUUUUUUAGAAAAUUAUAGAGAAAAUGGUUUUGAAAAAGCGAAAAAAACUGCUAGGGAAAUUGCAUUGUCGAUAAAUAUUGAGUGUACUUUCAAAAUAAAAAGAGUAAGAAAAACCAAGACCUUUUUUGAAUAUGAAGAAACAAAGGACAAAAAUACUAAUGACGCUGAAUUAGAUCUUCAAAUUCUAUUAACUGAUGGUUCAUCAAGAGAUUUAGAUUCAGUUGAUAUGUAUUCAGAAUUAAUUAUAUUUCGAAAUAUUAUUGAUGAUAAUACAACAAUUCUUCAAGCGUUAACGUUGAUAAAGAAAUCACCUGGUAGUUUUCAAAACAUUUCCAUUGCUCUUCGAAUUCUUUUGACUAUCCCCGUUACUUCCGCUGGGGUAGAAAGAUCCUUUUCUAAAUUAAAGCUUAUUAAAACAUACUUAAGAAGUACGAUGUCUCAAAACAGAUUAAAUUCAUUGGCAACUAUCUCAAUAGAACACAAAUUAGCAGUAUCUGAAGAAUAUAAUUCAUUGAUUGAUGAAUUUGCUAGUAAAAAAAGUAGAAUAAAACGUUUUAAUUAA
Molecule: messenger RNA, 1875 nt
Organism: Melanaphis sacchari
Lineage: Eukaryota; Metazoa; Arthropoda; Insecta; Hemiptera; Aphididae
Exons: 5
Coding region: 1-1875 (624 amino acids)
Molecular function (GO): protein dimerization activity
Source: RefSeq, a predicted model, not a curated record